GCCAAGCAUUUAUUUCUGUAUCUAAUCCUUUCGAUACUUAAUCCUUUUGACGCAAUAACAUUUAGAUAAUGGACAACGUACAAAAUAAAACGGCGAUAAUCACGGGUGCUGGGUCCGGCAUUGGCUACUACAUUACCGAAGAUUUAUUACGUAAAGGCGCAAAGAAAAUCGCCAUCAUCGAUUUACCGGUAGAACGUUGUUACAACGCAACGGUGACUUUGCAAGAAAAAUUUGGAAAAGAUCGCGUCAUUUUUUUUCCAACUGAUGUGACAAACAUGGAAAUGUAUAGCGAAACCUUCAAGAAAAUUGUCAAAGAAUUUAAUGGACUCGAUAUACUUGUUAAUAAUGCUGGAAUAUGUCGUGACCGUUGCAUCGAAAAAACGUUUUCUAUUAACGUUAUAGCGUUAAUUCGCGGCUCGAUGUUAGCCAUGGAUUACAUGGGAAAACAUAAAGGUGGCAAAGGAGGUACAAUAGUAAAUAUAGCGUCUUUGGCUGGCAUUUUUCCUUUCUUUUUAUGUCCGGUAUAUAGUUCUUCUAAAUAUGCUGUCGUCGGGUUUGGUCUCAGUCUUGAGAAAUUUUAUGACAAAACAGGAGUUCGUAUUCUUACGAUGUGUCCUAGUUUCACAAUAACUGCAAUGAUAAUUGAGGAAGACAACAAGCUUAAUAUUAUUGAUCAAGAUACUGUUAAUAAAUUUGAGGAGGAAUUUGAGGAAGUAGCCAAAGAUUUUCAUGAUCCUCAAUCUGCUGUGCAUGUGGCACAAUCCGUAGUUGUGGCAAUUCAAAGGGGUAAAAAUGGAUCAAUUUGGCUUAUUAAGAAUAAUGAGCCACCAUGUACGAUCAAAUUACCGCCGUUUGUUGUCUCUUAAGUGUAAAAUUCUUCAAGAUAGAAUAAAUCUAAAAAUCUGAAAUAUCAACCCCUUUUUAGAGACUCGAUCUCGACAUCUCGGUAUUGACUGCAUCAAUUUUAUUCGAACUAGCAUCAUUUCGAAUUUUCACAUUUUUUUCAGUAACACGUAUAAAUCGAGACCUUAA
This is a messenger RNA of Trachymyrmex septentrionalis, 1032 nucleotides long. RefSeq names its product 15-hydroxyprostaglandin dehydrogenase [NAD(+)]-like. The coding region runs from base 69 to 866 and encodes 265 amino acids. The record is from RefSeq and is a predicted model, not a curated record. Gene Ontology annotation, cellular component: cytoplasm. Gene Ontology annotation, molecular function: oxidoreductase activity, acting on the CH-OH group of donors, NAD or NADP as acceptor. NCBI's taxonomy places the organism in Eukaryota, Metazoa, Arthropoda, Insecta, Hymenoptera, Formicidae. The transcript has 6 exons.